Molecule: messenger RNA, 1284 nt
Organism: Necator americanus (New World hookworm)
Lineage: Eukaryota; Metazoa; Nematoda; Chromadorea; Rhabditida; Ancylostomatidae
Exons: 20
Coding region: 1-1284 (427 amino acids)
Source: RefSeq, a predicted model, not a curated record
AUGAAGUUAAUACCAAUUUUUCUUCUGUGCUUUGCAGCGGCAGAUGCCCAGCUGAGUUUGGGAGUACAUGAUCUGGGGAUGCCUGCUGCGGGAGCACAACAGCGACAGUCCGUUCGUUGGUCGCUUGGUAGAGUCAUCCCAGGUGGGCCAACUUCUUCCCAACAUCUUCAUGAUGCAGGAUUGCCCUUACCCAUUGAAGGAGGCAUUUACGAUUCUUCGCCUAUGACCAAAGAUGAAUUCAUAGUCAGCGGUUCACAAGGAAGGAACCUUGGACAUGUGACGCCCCCAUUCCCAGGUCAGCCCAAUGUUGGGGGACAAGGAACAGGACAUGUGACGCCCCCAUUCCCAGGUCAGCCCAAUGUUGGGGGACAAGGAACAGUACAUGUAACAGCGCCAUCCCCUGGUCAGUCCAACGUUGAGGGACAAGGAACAGGUCAUGUGACGCCGCCAUCCCCUGGUCAGUCCAAUGUUGGGGGACAAGGAACAGUACAUGUGACGCCCCCAUUCCCAGGUCAGCCCAAUGUUGGGGGACAAGGAACAGGACAUGUAACAGCGCCAUCCCCUGGUCAGUCCAACGUUGAGGGACAAGGAACAGGACAUGUGACGCCGCCAUCCCCUGGUCAGUCCAACGUUGAGGGACAAGGAACAGGACAUGUGACGCCGCCAUCCCCUGGUCAGUCCAACGUUGAGGGACAAGGAACAGGACAUGUGACGCCGCCAUCCCCUGGUCAGUCCAACGUUGAGGGACAAGGAACAGGACAUGUGACGCCGCCAUCCCCUGGUCAGUCCAACGUUGAGGGACAAGGAACAGGACAUGUGACGCCGCCAUCCCCUGGUCAGUCCAACAUUGGGGGACAAGGAACAGAUCAUGUGACGCCGCCAUCCCCUGGUCAGUCCAAUGUUGGGGGACAAGGAACAGGACAUGUGACGCCGCCAUCCCCUGGUCAGUCCAACGUUGAGGGACAAGGAACAGGACAUGUGACGCCGCCAUCCCCUGGUCAGUCCAAUGUUGGGGGACAAGGAACAGGACAUGUGACGCCGCCAUCCCCUGGUCAGUCCAACGUUGGGGGACAAGGAACAGGUCAUGUGACGCCGCCAUCCCCUGGUCAGUCCAAUGUUGGGGGACAAGGAACAGGUAAGGGUUAUGUUGUGGAUGUCGACACCGCCGAAAAAGAAGUUUUAUUACCCCGGAACACGGAAGAUGUCCACACAAAAACAACAGAGUGGUCACACAAGCACGCGUCGUAUACAAUACGGGUUUACUCUAAGCGAAUAACAUGGUGA